This is a messenger RNA of Prunus persica (peach), 2547 nucleotides long. RefSeq lists its product as uncharacterized. The transcript is spliced from 12 exons. Bases 190 to 2292 code for a protein of 700 amino acids. Gene Ontology annotation, biological process: signal transduction; regulation of transcription by RNA polymerase II. Gene Ontology annotation, molecular function: DNA-binding transcription factor activity, RNA polymerase II-specific; RNA polymerase II cis-regulatory region sequence-specific DNA binding. The record is from RefSeq and is a predicted model, not a curated record. NCBI's taxonomy places the organism in Eukaryota, Viridiplantae, Streptophyta, Magnoliopsida, Rosales, Rosaceae.
UACCCAUCUCACGCACAACCGGAACAGAGCACCAACAGUACCAACCGUUAGUUGACAGCGGUCGCUAAAAAGAACCGCUGUUUUGUUCCCGAAGACAGACAGCGACAGAGUUUUAAGGUUUUUGAGAAACAAAAGCAACGAAGAAACCCAGUUGAGGUUGUUGAGCAAAGGCUGAGAAGAAGAAGAACAAUGGCUAAUGAGGAAAAAGAUAGCGUGGAAUACUACUCGCUGCUAAAGGAUUUCAGAGCGGAAAUUGAAGUACAGGAAGGAGCUUUCUCUCUUUGCUUUUGGCUUUACCUCAUGAGCUCCACUGCCUUCCCUGCCAGGCUCAUUCAGGUGCAAUCAGGUGCCACGGAAGGUGCUCCUUUUCUUGUUCUGAGUGAGAAGAAGAAAAUGGUGCUCUUGCCAUUGGGUAUCGUACACAAGGAAGCUCCUGAAACUUGUGACUUGACUUCACUGUCAGAAGUUCCACAUGUAGCUAUGGAGACUGAGUUUCCUAUGGAGAAAUGGAUUCAUAUUGGGUGUGAGGUUUCGUCUGAUUUUGUGCUGCUACACAUUGAUGGUGAAAUUGCGGGAAAGAGAGCUAUGUCACCGUUGUUCAACAAAGAUUCCAUUUCAGGUGGUUUGACGAAGAUCACUUUGGUUUGUGGUGGUGGAGAUGACAACAGUUUGCAGGGUUAUGUCCACAAUCAUAAAGUUUUGCCCUUAACUUCAUCUAUUAUGGAAUACUAUGCUAAGAGAAAUAUAUUUGUAUUCCAGGACCCACCUCUACAAUUAUCCAUUGAUAAUUCAUCUGCAUCGGAGAUUGAAGAGGGCAGUGAUGGUGUUUGGAGUAUUGUUGGUGGCAAGGCCUCUUGUCGCAGGAUUUUUUCACUGGAUGUUGUACUGUUAGAUGCCUUUUCCCAUCCUAUAAACAAGGAGUUGGAGGUUAUUGCUUCUCUCGUAUAUGCUGACAAUGGGGCACCUGUGGAGAAGACAAGUGACGGAGAAGCUCCUCUUUUGGCAAGCCAAGAUGGGGUUGAAUUUGCUUCUUGCGAUAGACCAAGUAAAAUGCUGCAUGGGCAUGCGUCUUUUAAGCUGAAGAUAUCUCAGCUUUCAUCUAAGUGUGAUAAUCGGAUGUUCCGCAUAAUGUUUCACAUGCCAAAACUGGAAACAUAUCCUUUCCUCAAGGCAUUCUCCCCUCCUAUUCGUUGUAUCUCAAGGAAUCGUAGUACUCGGAUGUCCUCUAGAUUGUGGAAAAGGCCAGCAUCUGCCAAUGAUCAACUUAAUUUAUCUCAGUUAUCGGGAUUGGAUGAUGAAACAUUAGAACUUCAUCACAGUUCUAUUCAUGAAGAAAAACUGAGUCCAUCAUCAAAGCGGUGUAGAUUGGGACAAGAUGACGAAUGCAACUCUCAUUCCAGAACUGCUAAUCAGGUUAAAAAUGUGGUGAGGAGAUCCGACAGUCUUGAAGAAUUAGAUGACUCCCAAACUGAUUCAGAGAACCCCGAAGCGAGAAACUCAGCUCUCAAGAGUACAUCAAGUAGUAGAAAUCCAAUGUCGGAUGCAACCAUUUUUAAAUACUGCCUAGCAGGUUUAACUGAGAAGACUCUUCUGCUCAAGGAGAUUUCCAGCACUGUUUCUAACGAAGAACUUUUGAGUUUUUCCCAUCAGGUUUCCUUAUAUUCAGGAUGUUCACACCACAGGCACCAAAUAGCAAUGGCGAAGCAAUUGAUAGAGGAAGGAAAUAAGGCUUGGAAUUUGAUCUCACAAAAUAAACACCAGGUUCCAUGGGAAAGUGUGGUUUUUGAAAUUGAAGAGCAAUUCAUGAAGAUUGCUGCUUGUAAUUCUCGGGCUCUCACACAACAGGACUUUGAGCUACUGAGGAGAAUUGCUGGUUGCCAAGAAUAUCUGGCCCAAGAGAACUUUGAAAAGAUGUGGUGUUGGUUAUAUCCUGUAGCUUUAACGUUAUCAAAAGAUUGGAUAAAUACAAUGUGGAGUUCAACAUCUCCCAAGUGGAUAGAAGGAUUCAUUACGAAGGAAGAAGCUGAAACUUCACUUCAAGGUUCAAGGGGUUUACAGGAAUCUGGUACAUUUGUACUCCGGUUUCCUAAUUCAAGGAGCUGGCCCCACCCAGAUGCUGGUAGCUUAGUUGUGACUUAUGUUGGCAGCAAGCACACUAUUCACAACAAGCUUAUCUCCCUUGAUCAAAUGUUUAGUUUUGCUGAGAGGGAAAAGAAUGCAAAACCACUGCAAGAUAUGCUUCUUGCGGAACCCGAACUCUCUCGAUUGGGAAGGAUAAUAAGAAGUCGCUGAGUGGGGUAGAGAUGCAUAAUAUACUAUUCUGUUUUUGCAAGAUCAAUUUUUGCGGCUAUCUAUGUAUUGUCUUUGAGCCUUUGAUGUAUAGAUUAGUCUGUUAUUAUAUCAAUAUCUUAUAAGUGGAAGUGCCCAUUGUGUAAAAACAUCAGCACAUUUCAAUUUCAACAUUGAAUUUUAUUGCCAACAUAUGGCUGAUAAUGAGCUUGUGAUACAAAUUUUGCACACACUUGUGAAAUGCAUGUCUUGGCUUCU